AUGGGACUUUCACCUUGCCGGACAUACUGGCUAAGCCAUGCUAAACUACUAGGAUAUUCAUGGGAAAUAUACUACUCCUUGCUAAGGACUGAUCAGUUGUCAUUUCGAGUCCUGGGAAAGAGUGAUCCACAAAGGAGCCGCCCCAUUUCUUGCUAUAUUGAAGUGAGACAAAGGAUCCUAACGCGAGACGGGACGUCGGACGAAUCAUAUCCCUUUCGUUCCUAUGAUACUCCUGCCCUAGGAGGUGCCCGGUUGUGGUGCCUCACCCUCCGAUCAAUCUUCUACACAAGGCUUCCUAAUUGGCUCGGAAUGAGUUAUACCCAUCAUUUGAGUCCACCGAUCCCCUCUCUUAACCAGCUAUUGCUUGCUCAUAACCAUUGGCUGCAGUCGCUCGCUGCGGGGGUUCGUACAAUGAGGGUUGUACAAUGGGGGUCGCUAAGGAAUGGGAGUGAGCGUUCGCUCUUGCUCGCUGCUGUGGUUGCGCUGCUGGAGUUAGCUUGUGGUUGGCUGUUCAUACCCUAUAUUGGUUUGCUUAUGGUUUGCGGUCAACCGCCGAGAUUGGUGGUGGGGCCCUAUCACUGCCUUACAUACUAG
Molecule: messenger RNA, 594 nt
Organism: Microthlaspi erraticum
Lineage: Eukaryota; Viridiplantae; Streptophyta; Magnoliopsida; Brassicales; Brassicaceae
Source: the annotation of a GenBank genome assembly